This is a messenger RNA of Racocetra fulgida, 3159 nucleotides long. The record is from the annotation of a GenBank genome assembly. NCBI's taxonomy places the organism in Eukaryota, Fungi, Glomeromycota, Glomeromycetes, Diversisporales, Gigasporaceae.
AUGCCUUUUUCUGAAUUGGUUAUCCGAAACAUAAAAGAAUUGUUUGAAAGCUAUAAAAACUAUAAAAAUUUUAAAGGUAAUAAAUUGACGGAAAAGGCAAAACAAAGUGUUCAAGCGUGUUUAGAAAUUCAUGAAUACCUUUAUGAAGACUUUAAAAAAGCCUUGGCUGAAUGGAAUGAGCAAUCUGAACAUUGUAUGGAAAGAAAAGAAGAGCUUAUACAAAAACAUGGCAAAGAAGCUGCCAUAGCCGUUGGUGUGGCUUUUAUUCCGGGUGUAAAUGUUGUCGCAGCUCCAGUAAUUGGUUACCGUGCAUAUAAAAAGAAAAAAGCUGCAAAGAAAGCAAACAAUCAGGCAGAUAGUGCAGUUACAGCAGCUGAAAAUUUGAAAAAAGAGUUGAUUGGACCAAUUGAAACCUUUAUUGUUGCCAUGAGAGAGAUUUCAAGAUCCCUUGAUACAAAAUUUUCUUUGAAUCAGAACUCUGAAAAAAUCAACAUCGUCAACUCUUGUUCGUUUGCAGAAGAAAAUUUUCGUAACUGCAAGUGUCAAACAAAAUCAUUUGAUGAUAAUGACAAAUAUGUCAAAUUGCUUGCGAAUAUUCAAAAUUUUAAUGAAAAUGGUUGGACAUUAUUACACAUUGCUGCAGCUGCAGGGUGUAAAGAAGUUGUUAAAAUUUUGCUGAAACAAAAACAUACUUAUGCUAUUGAUAUUAAUAAAAUGGAUAAGAAUGGUAAAACGGCAUUAGAUUUAGCUACAGAUAAUAAGCACACAGAAAUAGCCGAAGAUCUACUAAUGGAAGUUAACAACAAAGAGAAUGAUAUUAAUAAAAUGGAUAAGAAUGGUAAAACGGCAUCUGCAGAUAAUAGGCACACAGAAAUAGCCGAAGAAGAUCUACUAACAGAAGUUAACAACGAAGAAAAAGAUAUACCAACAGAAAUUAACAACGAAGAAAAAGAUAUACUAACAGAAGUUAACAACGAAGAAAAAGAUAGCAAUAAAGAAGAAUUUUAUCAUAUUAAUUUGGCCAUAGAGAAACGUGAUAUUAAUCUUUGUAAGUUAUUAUUGGAGGAAAAAAUGAAAAAAGAGGCUUGCUUUUUAAGUUCACUAUUACAUAACGCCAAUGCCAUUCCGAAGCGAUUAAGCCGAAGAGUGGAAAAAAAAGAAAAAAAAAGUGCAAUAUUACAUUAUUGCGCAUGGAAAGGAAAUAUUAAAAUCCUUAAGUUUUUGCUUGAUAAUGAAGAAACCCUUGGUCACGAUGACAAUGGCAAAACGCCAUUACAUUGGGCUGCAUCCGAAGGCCAUGAAACAACUGUAAAAUAUUUAAUUGAAUUAAAUGCUAGUUUGGUUAAUGAGGUUGAUAAAAAUAAUGAGACAGCUUUAUAUGAUGCCGUGUGGAAUGGUCACAUAAAUGUUAUUGAAAUUUUACUAAAAGAAAAGGCAGAUAUUAAUAUUGAAAAUAAAAAUAACUGGAAACCGUUAGAUAUAGCUAUAAUUUCUUGUCAACCUGAAGCCUUUAUAUUCUUGAGAAAGCAUAUUGCGAAUAAUUCCAAAAAUACUGAUUUAUUUAAUCAAAUCAAUGGUUCUCAGUUAGAUAGCUAUUAUCGGUUUAAAAACAACUCUACAAUGAAACUAGUUGAGAAAUUACAAAAUGUAGAAAGUCACCUCAAUAAACCAGGCAACAAUGACAUUGAUUCUCUUUCUUUUUAUCAAUUUUUUCUAAAACAUAUUGAAAUUUAUGGAGGACAUCUUAAUUAUGAAGAAAGAAAAAAUCCUGAACAAUAUAAAAAAGUUCUUAGCUAUCUACGUGCAUGUACAUUUAGUAAGAUUUGUUAUCUCAAGCAUGAAUUAGGAUCCAAUUUGAUCAUUGAUAUAAAUGAAUAUUUUGAAACAAUAGAAGAUGAUAUCAAAAAAUUCAAUGAUACAAAAAAACAAAAUGCAAUUAAAUAUUUUAAUGAUCAAUAUAACGAUUUAAUUAUAAAGAAUGUUCAAGAGGCCUAUAGCACUAUUCAUGAUAUAAUUGAACCCGAAAUGGAAAAUAUUGGUAAUAAGAUAAAUGAAAAGAUGAAAUCAUUAAUUGAUGAAGCCAAACAAUUAAUAGAAGGUGGUGAUGAAGCCAAACAAUUAAUAGAAGGUGGUGAUGAAGCCAAACAAUUAAUAGAAGGUGGUGACGAAGUCAAACAAUUAUUAGAAGGUGACGAAGUCAAACAAUUAAUAGAAAGUGCUGAAGAAAAUAAAGAAGGUUUAGAAAAAGAGCAGAAAAAUUUGAAGAAUAAAUUAAUAUUAAAAAGAUUACUUAAAAUUUUAAAAGUAACAAUUCGUGUAAUGCGUUAUACUGUUGGCCCUCUUGGAAUGGUUGAUGUAAAAAGUUCUUUAAAUCAAAUGGGAAAUUUAUGUAAAGAUGAACAUAUCAAAAUUGCUAAACAACAAUUACAAAAAUUAGACGAAGUAUGUAGUAACAAUCCUAUGUUAUCUGAUAUUUUAGGUGAAGUUAAAAAAGUGGCUGGUAGUACAGAUGUCGUAGAAAACAUAAAAGAUAAGUUAGAGCAAAAACAAAAGGAAUUAGAAGAGGGAUUAAAAAAACAGAUAAAUAAUGUUAUUACUAAUAAAGAAACAAAAGAAAUGUUAGUAACAGUGCAAAAUCUUAGCAGUGAAUUUAAACUUGCUGACAUGGAAUUUGAGUUAUACGAUAAAUAUCAAAACGACAAAGAAAAAUUUGGCAAACUAAAUAAUGCAUUCAAACAAGCUGAGGAUGACAUUAAAAAAUUGGAAUCGUAUGAAGAAAGUAUUUAUAGAGAAAUUAUUCCUAUGAUCGAAAAAAUACAAAGCGACAUUUGUAAUUUAGGAAAUCAAAUAGACCAAAAAUCCCACGUUUUUCUUGAUCUAAGUAAGUGGCAAGUGCGAAGUUCAUUAAACGAAAUAAAGAUUAUACUUCGGCAAAUCUCUAAAGGAUUUCCUGAAAUACGAGAUUAUUUAACCUCUUAUAUAGAUAAGUUAGAUGAAAACAUGACUACUAUUAUUAACAUAUAUGAUCGUAUACAAAGUUAUUAUGAUCAAUCAAGGCUUGCUAAUUACAUUGCGAAUAUUAGUUCACCAACGAAUACUACUGAGAUAGAGAAUGAAAAAUUAAAAAAAGAAAUUGAAAAAUUAGAACGAGAAAUAAGG